AUGGCGGCGACAACUCCAUACAAACGCGAAUCGCCCUUCCUUCAUCGGGUCUGGAAGAGUGCAGUCGACUUCAAGAUGGGCUUCAGGUUAUCAUCAGGAAAUGGCGACAAGCCGGCUGGCGGUGACCACACUCGGCCGACAAAACGGCGUCGCAUCAUGGAGGAUCCGCCAGAGCCCAACUCUGCCGAGUGCUUAAGCCAGAUGUUUCAAGAGCCCCCUGGCGACUUCGAGAAGGCACUUCGCAUUGAGGUGCUCAGGAUUGGGCGCGACAAUAGUCCUGGUCCCAUUAUCAACGGCUUUCUGAAUGGUCACGGCUCACCAACGAAGAGGGAAAGCCCUCUCAUCAAAGCCCGUUGCAAAAUCUCAAUUUUUCGAUGGAAACCCAAGGUGGAGAUGCGCAUUCUCCACUGCGACAGCCAGACUUGCAAUGUCAAGGUGCUGCGCGAUCCAGAUGAUGUCUGUCGGACGGCUAGGAUUUACCUCCCCCAGCCGUUUCAUAUUGCGGUCGAUAAGAUCUACAUCGAACGCGACGACGACCAAGGCUUCAAUCUGGCCGAUCGCUAUCUCAUUCAGGCUGAGCUUGAGUCCACAGGCGACCCCAACUGGCCGCCAAUGGAUCUCCUGCAUGGUGAAGAGAAUCGCAAACCCUCGCCAGGUCCGCCCCGACAGUGGGUUUUCUCAUCACAAUUCGUCUACAAGUAUGCCAAAGGCCGUAUGACCAAUUUUGUUGUGCUUAGAAAAUGUACGGGGAAUGAGACAGAAACUGGCCUGAAAAUGGAUAUGGAUUUGCGUUGGUCGACUUUCAGUGCUGUGGGCAGUGCUUUGAGACCAUCGGAAGAGGAUGCACCAGCGGAAGUCAAGGCGACAAACGGCCCGUUGAAACCGCUGACCAAUGGCCAUGUCAACGGACGGGUGGAAAGUCUCACAAAUGGGCAUGAAAAAGAUCAAUCAGAGGGGUUGAUGGACGACGAGGAAGAUGGCGAUGGCGAAGCAACAACGCCAAGCAGGUCUCUCAGGAUAAGAGGUAAACAACAAAACUACAACCUAAAGCUGUUGAGCGACAAAGCCCGAGGCAAGGAAAAGAAGGAACGGAAGAAGCGGAAGGCCGGGGAUAGCCUCUCAGAAAGCGGUCAAAUAACGUGGAUAUUGCCCGCCAAUGGUCGUGUCACUCUGGAAAACUGGUCCUGCGUGAGAUGUUUCGCAUCGCAUACCUCUUUCGAAAUGUUGAAGAUGCACUUGGAAGACAACAAGGCUCAUUCCGAGUUCAAAUUCGCUUUCGAUUACAGCCCAAGAAGCGGUUGGAGAAUCGGCCUUUCCCGUCAUGGACAGGAAACUCCUCGGUCCAUCAGGACAUCAGAACUGUUGGAACCACCUAGUCCGGAUGAUCGUGAGAGCGACACAGGAGAAGAGCUGUCUCCACAGAAGCCCAGAGAGCGGCCAAGACCAAAACUGGUCCACCGGCGGCCCACCCCAGUGAAGCCAAGAGAAACCAAACAGCUUAUACCGAACAACAAUCAACAGCUGUUUGACAGGCUGAGCAAAGCCUUGCUAGAGCCCAACAGCCGUGUUGAUGAACCCGUGGUGGACAACACAUGGCUCAUGCAAAAGCACAGAGACAUUAUUCGUGACUACAGUGAUGUGCUUCCUGACGAGAAGGAGUAUAUUUCAGAAUGGGAUGCUUUCGCUAUUCGAGAAAGAACAUCUCUGGGGCCACAUGUGCAGGAAGUCUACUUAGAUUUCCUGCGAGAGAAAGGCACUUGGUUGGCCGCUUCUCAGAGUCGCAUGAACGAAGCCAUGAAACAUCUAGCAUAUCUGAAGGCAAGGGAAGUUCUCACAGAAGAGACCGUUCGCACAGCGCUAGAAAUUACGAGAAAUGCAAGAGCUCAUGGUGGCAGCGAUUUGCCUGAGCCGACGAUCAACACGACGUCACCAAGAAUUCGUUACCGGCACUCUGCUUCAGGGUGUGUGGUGUGCGGGCAGCCGGCCUCUGGGCCAAACAUGCUCAUUUGCGCCAAUUUGAAUUGUGAUAGACCCCUGUAUCAUACUGGCUGCAUGUCCACUGACGCAAAGAUGCCCGUCACCAGUCGCGAAUGGAAAUGUAACGACUGUUGCGGGAAAGAGACCGACGCAUAG
Pseudomassariella vexata is the source of this 2133-nucleotide messenger RNA. RefSeq lists its product as uncharacterized. The transcript is spliced from 3 exons. The record is from RefSeq and is a predicted model, not a curated record. NCBI's taxonomy places the organism in Eukaryota, Fungi, Ascomycota, Sordariomycetes, Amphisphaeriales, Pseudomassariaceae. The coding region runs from base 1 to 2133 and encodes 710 amino acids.